UGUGCGGCACACUCGCUUGGUGCUUGUUUGUGCACGGCGUAGAAAAUGAGCGACUUCCAACCUUUCGCGCUGUCGGCCGAGAUGCUGGGCCACGAGGGUCCGGUGAGGGCUGUGCAGGCCCUCCUUGACGGACGGCUGGCAUCGGCCUCCCAAGACCACACCGCCAGACUGUGGACCCCAAAGGACGGAAAGAGCGAGGGGGGCGGCGGAGUGUACUACGACAUCGGAGAGACCCUUGCGGACCACAACCACUGGGUCGUCUCCCUCGCCGCCCUUCCGCCGGGGAUAGUCCCCGAGUGUCCCCAGGGGGGCCUCGUGACCGGGUGCUUGGACAAGCUCGUCAGGGUGUACGACCACCAGGGAAAGCAGCAGCGGAUGCUCCAGGGCCACGAGGGCGGUGUCAUUUCUUUCAGCUGGACAGCGGCCGGCCAGCUCAUCAGCGGGAGCUGGGACGGCACGGCGAAGGUCUGGGACGUGGCGGGAGGGGUUUGCGUGUUCACCCUCGGAGGGCACGAGAACGGAGUGUGCGUGCUCGGCUUGCCGGACGGAAAGGUGGCGACUGGCUCGACGGGGCGCCAAGACAGCGGUCAGGUGGUUGACUUCCAGAUCCGCAUCUGGAGCGAGACUGGGCAGCAGAUCAAGACCCUCAGGGAUCACUCGGGCCCCGUCCGGUCGUUGGACCUUGCCCCCGGGAUGGGGUUCUUGUCUACCUCUAACGACGGAAGCGCCAGGCUUUGGUCGUUGGACGGCACCCCCCUGGCGACGAUGCCUCACCCGGCCACGAGGGAGGGGCAGCCGGCCUUCGUGCUGCAGGGAUGCGUUCUGACCGGCGACGGCGGGGAGUCCGUGAGCGUUGACGAGAGCGGUGGGUGCAUCGUCUGGAGGGGGUCGGAGAGGGGCCAGUCUAUCCCGCACCCCUCGGGGCUGUGGUGCGUCUGCGCUCUUCCGAACGGGGACUUCGCCACUGGUUGCCAGGACCACGUCGUGAGGGUGUGGACCAGAGCACCGGAGCGCGCGGCGCCCGCAGAGGUGGCGCAAGCGUUCGAUCAGUCGGUCAUCGAUGGACAGACCAAGACCAAGCAGGGGCCAAGCGCGGUGGAGAUCGCGGCCCUACCCAAGUGGGAAGAGCAGCACGCCACCCGAGGGAAGUCGGAGGGGCAGGUACAGGUGUUCCAGAGGGCCGGGAAGGCGAUAGCUGCGCAGUGGAGCGCGGCGUCGUCGACGUGGAUCGAGGUCGGGGAGGUAAUGGGAGCUAGCGAGGCUGGUCAGGUGGACGGAGAGACGUUCGACAGGGUGUACCCCAUCGAGGUGGAGGGGGUCGGCGGAGCGGUCCGCAAGCUGCAGAUCGGGUACAACAACGGGCAGAACCCCUUCGUGGCGGCGCAGAACUUCAUCGACAAGAACGAGCUGCCGCAGAGUUACCUCAACGAGAUCGCCGACCACCUGACGAAGAGAGCGGGAGAGAGCGCGCCUACGAUCGGCAUGGACGCUGGCGCAGCAGGCGCGGCGGCAGCGGCCGGUUUCAGCGGCGUCGGCGACCCCACCGGCUUCGCGAACGCCGCGCCGCCGCCGCCGGGGCUGAGGGGGGGGGCGGGCGCGGCUUCGGGGGUGGGGGGGGGGCACUUCCCCGUGACCACCUACGCGACGUUCGAGACAGGGGUGCUGUCGAAGGUGGAAGGCAAGAUACGAGAGCUGAAUGCCGGGCUUCCGGAAGGGGUGAAGAUGUCAGAGAGCGAGUCGGCGUCGCUGGGAUCACUGUCGGCUACCCUCGCGGCAAGCAGCAGAUAUCACAUCUCCAAGAUCGCGCCGCAAGAGCUGGCUCUGCUGGCGCGGCUUGUGUCGGGUUGGCCGGUCGACAAGUGUUUCCCUUGCAUCGACCUGUGCCGACUAGCGGCACUCCACCCUCAUUUCGCGGAGGUGCUCGCUCUUGCCGAGACCGGGGGCAGUGGCGGCGGCGGAGGUCUGAUCAAGGCGGUGGCAGACAAGCUCGGCGAAGGGAAGGGUUUGAUGCCGGUGGUCCUGUGCGGGCUGCGUUUUUUUAGCAACCUCUUCCGGCACCGAUCAUCCAAGAAGGUUGUUCUUGGACACGCUUCGACGAUUCUGGACGCUGCUUCGGACCAGGCGGACGGCGGCGGGGUGGAUAACAAGACGGUCAAGCUCGCCCUCGCCACCCUCUUCCUCAACCUCGCCGUGGCGUCCCACCAGGAGGCCCUGACGGCGGGCCUCGGGGACGCCUACCAGCAGCUGGUGGCGCUCUACUCGGAGGUGCUGGGCGGGGCGACGGCGGCCUUUGGUGACGACGCGUUGUACCGGUCGCUCGCGGGUCUCGGCACUCUGGUAACGGCGGGACCGGUUGUGCUGCAGGUUGCGAAGGACUUGGAUAUGGCAGAUACGGUCAAGGCGGCUCAGGAAGGGAGAACUGAUCCAAUUGUGGUGCAGUGCGCCAAGGCGCUUCUGGCCGUGCUACGCUGAGCGACGACAACAAAAGACGGAGAGAUCAUGGCGGGGUCUUGGAGCGAAGGGUUUUGGUUGUCGGUGGUUUGUGCGGAGAGAAGAGACGACGGCCGAGUUUUGUCGACACCAGCGGUAGUUGGAUUUCCGCACAUGUGUUUUGGUAGACCGUGUUGGCAGGCUUGAGGCAACAGCUCUUUCAUGGGGUGGGUCUAUUGGGCAAAAGGUGCACCACCCGCCCUUUUGGUUCCGUUCCGCUGCCGACAUCCAUUCGUAGAACAUGCAGCGCAAGAGAGC
Molecule: messenger RNA, 2748 nt
Organism: Ectocarpus siliculosus
Lineage: Eukaryota; Phaeophyceae; Ectocarpales; Ectocarpaceae
Source: the annotation of a GenBank genome assembly